Messenger RNA from Manihot esculenta (cassava), 1854 nucleotides. RefSeq names its product ATP-dependent 6-phosphofructokinase 2. Gene Ontology annotation, biological process: glycolytic process; fructose 6-phosphate metabolic process. Lineage: Eukaryota; Viridiplantae; Streptophyta; Magnoliopsida; Malpighiales; Euphorbiaceae. Gene Ontology annotation, cellular component: cytoplasm. The record is from RefSeq and is a predicted model, not a curated record. The coding region runs from base 195 to 1694 and encodes 499 amino acids. Gene Ontology annotation, molecular function: ATP binding; 6-phosphofructokinase activity. The transcript has 2 exons.
UCCCCCAUAAAAUCUCUGGGUAGAAUUUUCUUGCGUUCUUUAUUAUCUUUCUUCCCGCCUUCUCUACGUGGCACUGCGAUACCCAUCAGGAUUCUGCCACCACCACCACCACCACCAACGUACACGUUGCCAAUCCUGCCUCUCUCCCGCCACGUCCAGAAUGAACUGUCAAACCCAGAAGGCUCUUGUCUUUCAUGGAAUCAUCCUCAUGGAGCCCACUCUCUCUCCUCAUUGCCAAAUGCCGUUCACCUUCAUCUCCACACUGCUACUCCUCUGCUGCAGCCAUGGCGAUUUCUUCACCCGAAGCCACCAAUUCCUCUAUGACCCAAAAUUCAGAAGAAACUUUAUUAUCUCGUCCAUUUGAUCUCCAAAAACUUCCCCAUGUAACAGACUACUUACCAGACCUCAAAUCUUACAUCAACCCAUUAGAUAACAACUCUUUCUACCACCCAUCUGACGGCUUCUACCUCACCCAAUCAGACAUCAUCCUCCGCCAGACUAUCAUCGACCUUUCUGGCAGCUUCUCUUCUUCCGCUUCCCAGCUUGCCUACCAUCGGGCCGGUCCACGGAAACAAAUCUUUUUUGAUCCCAGUAGUACUCGAGCAGCCAUUGUUACCUGCGGAGGACUUUGCCCUGGGAUGAAUACGGUGAUCAGGGAGCUGGUGGUUGGGUUGUGGGAGCUAUAUGGGGUGCGUCAGAUAUAUGGGGUGGUUUCUGGGUACAGAGGGUUUUAUUCAAGAGAACCGAUUGAGCUGAAUCCGAAGCUUGUCCAUCACUGGCAUAAGAGAGGUGGAACAGCUCUGCAGACCUCCAGGGGUGGCUUUGAUCUCAAUAAGAUUGUUGAUGCUAUUCAAAAUCGGGGAUUUAAUCAGGUCUACAUCAUUGGCGGGGAUGGAACAAUGCGUGGGGCAGUAAAGAUAUUUGAUGAAAUUCGUCGCCGGAAACUGAACAUUGGAGUUGCUGGAAUUCCCAAAACUGUCGACAAUGAUGUAGGCAUUAUUGACAGAUCCUUUGGAUUCCAGACAGCUGUGGAGAUGGCUCAACAAGCAAUCAAUGCAGCUCAUGUUGAGGCCGAGAGUGCAGUAAAUGGGAUCGGCCUAGUGAAGCUAAUGGGUCGAAGCACAGGCCACAUAGCACUCCAUGCGACUCUGAGCAGCCGUGAUGUCGACUGCUGUUUAAUUCCUGAAACAGAAUUUUACUUGGAAGGAAAAGGAGGGCUGUUUGAAUAUCUCGAAAAGCGUCUCAAAGAAAACGGCCAUGCAGUGCUGGUCGUUGCCGAGGGGGCAGGACAGGAUAUAAUCCCAAGAACUGAAGCCCAGAAACAAGAGAGGGAUGAAUCAGGUAAUCCAGUUUUCUUAGAUGUUGGUCUAUGGUUGAAAUCAGAGCUCAAGAACUGGUGGUCUCGAGACCACCCGAAUGAUUUAUUCACGGUGAAGUAUAUCGAUCCGACGUACAUGAUCCGUGCAAUCCCUGCAAAUGCCACAGACAGUCUGUAUUGUACACUCCUUGCACAUUCAGCUAUUCAUGGGGUUAUGGCAGGAUACACUGGAUUUGUCUGUGGACCUAUUAAUGGCAACUAUGCAUAUAUUCCACUGAAAGAAGUUGCAGAGGCUAAGAAUGAAGUCAAUGUGAAGGAUCAUAAAUGGGCAUGGGUGAGAUCUGUCACUAACCAGCCUGACUUUAUUAGGAAAUGAUGAUUCAGGUAUUACAAGUAUUCAAACUGAGCAUUUCCCAUUAGUGUUUGGAAUUUUGUUUAACUAUGGUGGGUUAGUGAAGUUCAAUAAGUUUUAUCACACUGAUCAUCAAGAACAGGCGUGAGAUGCCAAUUAGCGAAGGGAUCCUUGGUUCUUAUGA